AUGUACUCACGAGAUCACGUGGAGGAUCGCAUGGUUACGAUGAAGGAGGGCGAGGUGUGCGAGAAUUCCUCACGACGCUGCAGGAUCGCGCUGUGCAUUCUAUCCUGUCUCGUUGCAUUGAUUGCCCUCAGUCUAAUGACCUGUGAACUCCUCUUCGACACCAUCGAGGGCACCAUAAUUGCCAAGAAGCUUGUCAUCACAGAAAAUUCUUCGAGUUUCCAAAUCUUAACAACCGACUCCAACAGCACACUUCAAUUCUACCUUUUCAACCUGACCAACGCAGAAGAGUGGCAAAGGAAUGGCACAAAGCCGAGAUUGAGGACUGUUGGACCCUACGUGUACAGGCGAAUUACAAAGAAGAAGGAUGUGCGGUUCAGUGAGGACAGGUGUGACCGAAGAGUCUUGGAGUAUUCGCUAUCCACUGUAUACUACUUUGAACGGAAUGGCUCCGUCGGGGAUCCGGGACAGGACCGACUACUGGUACCCAACUUCGUGGAACGUAUUGCGACUUCCAUGAUUAGCCAAGCUGGAUCCACUACAACGCAAUGGCUGUGGAUCCUAACACCCAACCCACUCCUCAUGAAUCUCACCGCAGAGGAAAUUAUGUGGGGACAUGAAUACCAAAGUUUGUCGAUGGCAAAAGUCUUUGGCAUGGUUAAGGACACAAAGAUAGGCCUAUUCAAUCGACUCAACAAUACCCUCUACGGUCCCUACCAAAUCAACACUGGGGCUCAUAACAUCUCCAAAUUAGGUGCUUUGGUGGCCUUCGAAGGCAAGAUAAAUCUUGACAAGUGGGGUUCAGUCUAUGCGAAUAUGCUCAACGGUUCAGCGAAGACAGGCGUGACUCCCACAGUCUGCCACCACAGCAUGCUUACGGACUGCUUCAGUGGUGAGCAGUUCUGCGAUGUUGGAAGUCCUGAGGAAAGCUAUUUUCUGCUUGCAGCCGAUGCCGUCACACCACCGUCGGUGAAGAUGGGCGCUAGACGUUACAUGUUUAGCUCAGACCUCUGCCGCUCAGUGUCGUUUAUAGCUAAGAAGUGGGUGUCUGCCAGUAAUUAUCCUCGGCUGAAGUUAUUGGCCCUGGAAAUGGAAGAGAAGGUAUUUGUCAGUGCCGACGAGGAGCCGGACAAUGUUGCCUUCCACCCAAAAGUCUAUCCCACCAAUCAAUACCCUCCAACUGGUCUUCUCUCAUUAAGUCCCUGCGUGGAUUUCGGUAUCGCAGGAGACGAGCCACUCUUCAUCUCCCUUCCCUACUUUAAUCAAGCCGCCGUUGAAGUGAAAGAGGCAGUAGACUUCGAAGGCCCCACUGAACCCAAUUUGACGUCUCACUUGCACAUCGACCCUGUAAGGCCUGCUACCAUCUCUUGGCUACACUAG
This is a messenger RNA of Echinococcus granulosus, 1377 nucleotides long. Its product is annotated as Platelet glycoprotein. The transcript has 10 exons. Gene Ontology annotation, molecular function: scavenger receptor activity. Bases 1 to 1377 code for a protein of 458 amino acids. Lineage: Eukaryota; Metazoa; Platyhelminthes; Cestoda; Cyclophyllidea; Taeniidae. The record is from RefSeq and is a predicted model, not a curated record. Gene Ontology annotation, cellular component: membrane; cytoplasm.